Necator americanus (New World hookworm) is the source of this 3219-nucleotide messenger RNA. RefSeq lists its product as uncharacterized. The transcript is spliced from 3 exons. NCBI's taxonomy places the organism in Eukaryota, Metazoa, Nematoda, Chromadorea, Rhabditida, Ancylostomatidae. The record is from RefSeq and is a predicted model, not a curated record. The coding region runs from base 1 to 3219 and encodes 1072 amino acids.
AUGAUGCCUUUAAGUCACUGGGGAAAGGUACAUGUUAACUUCACAUCUAUUCAUGCUUAUAUCAUUUCAGCUUUCGAUACUCGCAUCGAAGAUGCUCAAGUAACCUGCUCCAGUGAUUCGAGUUCUUUUGAAGGAGUAGUUCAAGCAAAAUGUCAUUCAAUCCUUCGAGAAGAGAUACAAAAACUCGCAGAAGAUCUCGAUACUAAACCUGGCCCAAACGCGGAGAAGAGUUUUUGUGGAGAGGUUGUGCAUGAGUGUGUGACAUUCCUGGCCGACAUGAAGUCAAAUGCAAAUUUGCGAAGCAAUUUGUACGGAGAAUGUCCAUGCAAGUGCUCUAUGAAAUGCAACACCAAUCCUACAUUCACGCAAACUUCAUGCCAGAGCAACAAGGAUUAUCACCAAGAGUGUACUACGAAUGAAAUAUCGGAAGAAGAAAUUCGCCAUACAACUACGAAGAGAAACUUUUGCAUUAGUGUGAAAAAAAAGAAGAUUCAAGUGUUAGUUAUCCCUCUAGAGAAAGAAGUUGCAGUGCCGAAUAAUCGUUUGUUCACAGUCGACAUCAACAUGUCGGUCGCUGAAAGUGAAACAAGUGGUGACUCAGAAGCAAAUAGCGAGGGUGUUACCCAUAAAACGACAUUACCGACAAGUGAAUUACCAGUCGGAAAUGCAGAAGGCGAAGUUGAUGGAGAAUUUUCCAGAAACACUGCGAGUGUUAUGGCAAUCAUCGAGCAUAGCACGUCGGUACAACGUCUCCUCUCCACACAUUCACACCCAGUGACGGAAGCAACAACGCUGUUGACAACAGUCUACCCUGACGGCAGCAGUAGCACCACACCCCGUACAACUACACCAGCAAGUGAUGUCCCCACCUCUAUCAGUUCUACCUAUUCGUUAAGGAUCCAUCGCACAAGGGCUAGUGUGGAAACAUCCCAUUAUUAUGAUGGAUACACCGACUCCACUCCUACGCACCCAUCACAAUUCCAACCAAGGACGAGUAGAGUUGAAACCACAUAUUAUCACGACACGAAAACCCACCCUACGGAUGGCACGACUACCUUCGUGGAGGAUAUUGGAAGGUCUACUUCUCCUACGUAUGUAUCCCAAAUUAAAACUUUUACAGAACCACACAAUGCACUAGAAGUAACAUCUGCCAUAGUUCCUGAAAAAACCGACUUUACUUCUACAUACUCAUCAGAACUCCAAAGAGGAUCCAGUAGAGUGGGAACCUCUUACUAUUACGAAAGAAAAACCCACUUCUCACCUAGCACAUCUACAGUAACAGAAGAUAUUGGGAGGUCGACUGCUUCUACUCACGAAACCCAAAUUAGAACCUCAACAAAGCCAUACAAUGCACCAAAAGUGACCCUUGCUACAGUUUCAAAUUAUGCUGCAACAAACGGUUCAUCUAGUGCUCCUAGGACAGAAGAUAACGACUCUGGCUACACUGCUUCAGAAGUAACAUCAGCUCCUGCUACUAGUUAUACUAGAGGAAGAACGAAAGCUUUGUUUAGUAGUGCCAAAACAAUAGAAGAAGAGAGCGGUUCCGCGAAAGUUACGUAUGCUCCGAGAACUCAACAAAGAACCUCUCCAGAAUUGGCUUCAACUGCACCAUUCUCCGCCACUUCUUCAACGCACUUCCUAGGAACUCAACCAAUAACGUCUGCACAGCCACACACCACUCUAGAAAUAACAUCGGUUACAGCUCUUAGUCAUUCAGGAAGAAGUAUUAAUGUUUUAUCAGGCGUAACAACCGCAGAGAAAGAUGUUGAUAGCACUUCUACACGUUCGCAAAAAACUCAGUCAUCAGCAGUUGAAAACGGAAGUUUCACUGCCUCGAACAAGAACACUGCUCUACCAAGUAGUACCAGUAGUGGCAGAGCAACAGAAGAAAAGGGUAUUUCCGCGAAAUUUACGCAUGAUCCGAGAACUCAACAAGGAACCUCUUCGAAACUGACUUCAUCUACAUUCACUUAUCCUGAACGAAGUGCUAGAACUUAUUUAGACAAAAGCACCUGGGACGUGGAAGAUCUUAGUUCUGCCACUUCUUCAAUGCACUUCCUGAGAACUCAAUCAAGAAUCUCUACACUACCAUUCAUCACUCCAGAAUUAACGUCGGUUACAGUUCCUAGUUAUUCGGGAGGAAGUACCAGUGUUUUACCUAGCACUACAACCGCAGGUAACGAUGACGAUAGCACUUCUACACAUUCACUAAAAAUCCAGUCGCCAGCAGGUGAAUAUGGAGGUUUCACUGUCUCCAACAAGAACACAGGUUUGUUAAGCAGUAGCAGGAGGAAGAGCAGUGAAGCUCCGGUUAGCAGUACCGAAAAUAUGAAAGAUAAUUGGAGAACUCCUUCUUCUACAACGCAUACUUUAACGACUCAGAGGAUAACCACCACAUUACUACACACUUACAAGGAAGUACCGUCAAAAAUGGAUUUGAAUACUCACAAAACAGUCACCGGCGAAUCGUCCAGCAGCAACAGCUACGCAACAGACUUCGAAUACCCUACCUCUUUCUUCAGCAUUCACUCGAAGAGAACUACGUUGCCACAUAGUAAUCCAAAAGAUGCGCCAGCAACGCAUUCUAGUAGUUCUCAUACAAGUAACAGGGGUGUAGCUACCACUACAAUCUCAGGUGCAGUUAGGAGUACCACUAGUUCCAUACAUACUCCAGAACUUCAGCGAACAGCUGAGUCUCCAAACACAAAGGAAAGAACGCUGCUCACAACCUCACCACUUUUCUCUGAAACUGCUCGAGGUACUAGUUCGAAAAGUGAUUUCAGCGCUACUCCCUUUUCUUUCAUGUCCUCGCAAGGAACAAUUCAGUCAACUAAAAGUUCCGAAAGUUCAUCUUCCGCUUCAAUUUCUACUACAUUCACCUCAACAAUACCAGAAAACACAAAGCUCAUUUACCAUUCAAGUACUCAUGAUCAAGUUCAUGAAAAUAUUUCGGAUGAAGAAACAACGACAAGGGUAACAGGUGUACCCACAACUAGAAAAAACAUAGUAACACCUUUGAUAACAUUGUCAGCAAUGACAUCAGCGAAUAAAAAGCAAGUCGACGAACUUCCGCUAAACACUUCGGCUACAAUCUCCACAGUAGAAACGUUAGAAAGCGUUUUGGAGCUUUCUGACGCUUCUGACAGAUUCACAAAUGGCACAGAACACCCGGAAUCCAAGACAACAUCGUACACUUUAACGCAACUACUUCGACGUUAG